AUGCGCGGAUCUCGAAUUUUACAUUCGCCAGCUGUUGUUGUUUAUGCUAUGACAACUUGGGACGUACAAAACAUUGUCAAAUGUGCAACAAAAUUGAAUUAUGUGGUAAAUGCAUUGAGUGGAGGACAUAGCUAUGAAGGGUACAGUUUAGGUUCAGUACCAAAUAAUAUCAUCAUCAACUUCGGAAAACUCAAUCAUAUUCAUUUUAAUGUGCAUGAUAAAAUUGUGAAGAUUGGGCCAGGCGCAAGACUCGGACCGAUAUACUAUAAAUUAUAUCAGAAUGAGAAGCAUACAAUCCCAGGUUCAGUACCAAAUAAUAUCAUCAUCAACUUCGGAAAACUCAAUCAUAUUCAUGUUAAUGUGCAUGAUAAAAUUGUGAAGAUUGGGCCAGGCGCAAGACUCGGACCGAUAUACUAUAAAUUAUAUCAGAAUGAGAAGCAUACAAUCCCAGGUGGAUCUUGUCCAUGGGUCGGAAUUGGUGGUCUAACUCUCGGAGGUGGUUAUGGACUACUUGCUCGAUUGCACGGAUUAUUAGUUGAUCAAGUUGUAGAGAUGAAAGUAGUCAAUGCUCAAGGUGAUCUAUUGGCAAUCAGUACUAGCCAUGAGCCAGACUUAUUUUGGGCUUUACGUGGUGCUGGUGGAGGUUCCUUUGCCAUUGUUACUGAAUUCACGCUUCGAUUAGUUCGAGCCCCAUUAGUAGUGACAAGAUUAAAGGCUGUCUGGCAUCCGAAUGCAACCAAAGCUGUUAUGAAGCGUUAUCAACUAUUGAUGUUUAACGCCCGUCUAUCAAAUUUCAGUAAUAACAUUUUCUUACAGAUGUUAAUCGUGAAAGAACAGAUUGCGAUAUCGAUUACUCAUUAUGGUCCUGAAAUUCGCGAGUUUAACAGAACUGUUUCAUUGAUGCUAGCAACAUUACCAACUCCAAAGACCACUAACACUUAUCAACAAGAUUGGUUAAGUUUCGUUUAUGAUCUGUCAGAUAUUGCCGAUGCUGAUCAUAAUUAUCGAAAACUAUUGCUGGAAAAUGCCACACUUCCAACAUAUGAAUUUAAAUCAAAACAUCUGUAUUUCGAUAAACCGAUUAGUGAUCAUAGUAUCGAUCAAUUAACACGUCAUCUUUCCUUGGGUACCGGUCGACUCCAUCUGGAAUUUAAUCCUUGGGAUGGAUAUAUCAAUACAAUUCCAAUCGAUGCGACAGCAUUUCCUCAUCGCCAGUAUAAAUUUGGUAUUCAAUUCACGGAUUAUUGGAAUCAUACAUGUGACGAGCAACGACAGAUAAAUUGGUUAGAACGAAUCUAUACAUCUGUUCACAAUGAUUCAACGAAACAUUCCUAUAUAAACUAUAUCGACAGAGAUGUUCCUAACUGGAUGGACGUCUAUUACGGUUCUCAUAAACAACGCUUAAGAAAAAUUAAACAGAUAUACGACAAAGAUAAUCGAUUUCAUUUUGAAAGAUCAGUGUUAUAA
Adineta ricciae is the source of this 1467-nucleotide messenger RNA. NCBI's taxonomy places the organism in Eukaryota, Metazoa, Rotifera, Eurotatoria, Adinetida, Adinetidae. The record is from the annotation of a GenBank genome assembly.